AUGUGCAAAGAUUACUGUUGUUCUGCUUUCCUCCACUUCCAAGAUGUUAUCGAUCCCUCGGUGAUCUGCGACCUCGACAACAACAUCAAUCCAAUCUUCCGCCCCAAGAACGUCUCGGACGAAGACUAUGCGAGAGCAGCACCUGCUUUACGCCUGGCUUCUAGGGCAUUGCUCACCGAUGCUGCUACCAAGUACUUGCUUACCAUGUCGGAAGGGGACAUCUUCUUGGAUGGCAAAACUGCGAAGUCCAAGAAGGCAUUAGUGAAGGGCCGUCAGGUCUCUUGGUCGGAAGUGGAUCAACUUGAAAGGGUAUUGAAAAGACACACCGAUGAUCAGAUCACCGCGGGAAAGUCACUCAUGCGCUCAAGGGCUGGGCGACUCAUUGCUAACAUGACCGACAUGGUCCAAUUCUUCUUCGACGAUCCUCUUGCGUGCGGGAGUGGUCAAACCGCAGCGCUUGAGGGUCCUCUACUACCAAAUCUUCACCAACGCUUCCCUCGAGGUACGCGCUCGCUGAUAUGUAUCAGCCCGGUCUACUUCGAGGAGCUGGAGUCACCUUCCCAGUGGGCGCGGCAUCACUUCCGUCUGGCAGAGGUGCUACUGCACGAACUGGCCCACGCGGUCCACAUGGCCGUGAAUGGUCACCGCUGCGUUGAGUGCUUUUACAAAAACGCCACCUUUUCUGAAGCUGGCUACGAAUUUACCAGUGAGAUCUUUGGGGGGAUCCUCUCCAGCGGCAUAGCAGCAGCCUUCUCACCUUGUAGCCAUUUUCAGGAGGAGUACCGAAGAAGAGAGCUUAUCAUCGAUGGUAAGCCUGCUGAAUGCAACAUCAAUGGUAAGGAUGCUGUGAGAGUACCGAUGUUAUUAUCAUGGCCUUGUCCACUCAUGCAAAAGCACUACAAUGCCAAUGGCUGGGCUUUUGGGGCACGUACUGUGCAUCACCCAGGGAUCUCCAAGGUGACUCGACUGCCCAUGUCAUGGGUCAGAUCGAUAUUUACCUCAUCGUUCUGGGAGGAGAACGCCAGUCAGUGGUCAGCCACACGCAAUACAUCCCGUAAGGUGCCGUGGUGGCUCAUGGGUCUUGAGAACACUUUCUUCGAAGAGACAGGUCAGACCUGGUUGGUUGAGAAGAUCGUUUCGUUGAGCGAUGUUGGACUGACUGAUGAUGUCCGAGAACGCAUGCAAUGCGCAGCUGCGUGGCAGGACCCGUCAGUGCGUGAUUGUGAGGAUAUGCUGGACAUCUUUGCGGAUGGGCUGGACAUGUGGCCGCACCAGCAAGAGCCACAGCAGUAUAAGUCUCGUGAGAAGAAGGUGCCCUUCUAUAUGGAUCUUCUGGGAUUGGGCGGAUUUGCGUAG
Molecule: messenger RNA, 1356 nt
Organism: Fulvia fulva
Lineage: Eukaryota; Fungi; Ascomycota; Dothideomycetes; Mycosphaerellales; Mycosphaerellaceae
Exons: 2
Coding region: 1-1356 (451 amino acids)
Source: RefSeq, a predicted model, not a curated record